Molecule: messenger RNA, 4774 nt
Organism: Hypanus sabinus (Atlantic stingray)
Lineage: Eukaryota; Metazoa; Chordata; Chondrichthyes; Myliobatiformes; Dasyatidae
Gene: mxi1
Product: max interactor 1, dimerization protein
Exons: 6
Coding region: 283-969 (228 amino acids)
Biological process (GO): regulation of transcription by RNA polymerase II
Molecular function (GO): protein dimerization activity; RNA polymerase II cis-regulatory region sequence-specific DNA binding; DNA-binding transcription factor activity, RNA polymerase II-specific
Source: RefSeq, a predicted model, not a curated record
UGUCUGGCUUUUAGACAUAGGCGCUUAAACGACACGGAGUGGCGCGCCGGGCUCGAAGUCUUUUCUUUCCCCCUCAGGAAUAAAGGGAAGCGUCUGUAGGGUCGGAUCAGGCAGGAAUGCUGAAUAACUCUAUUCAGUGCCGGCAUCAGUCACAGACAGGCUGAGCCUCACAUGGGAGAGAGGAAUGGGAAAACGCGGAAGGCCCAUGGAAGUCUAAUUGCCUGUCACUUACCUGUGUCCGUGCGUUCAGCUGUUCUGUAACUCGGCAGAAAUCGUGCAACAAUGUCGUGGCUCUCACUCGCCAACGUCCUUAACCCAGGAGAGAUCGACACUUUCCUGCAGAAUGUUCAAAUGCUCCUGAAAGCGGCAAAUUACAUAGAAACGACCCAGCAAAAAAACAAGAAAGCUGAGCACGGAUAUGCAUCGUCCUUGCCCUGCGAUGCCGAGGCGACCAGGAGGAAAAUGAAAACCAAAAAGAAUUCAAGCAAUAGAUCUACACACAAUGAAUUAGAAAAGAACCGUCGAGCACAUCUUCGUCUCUGCUUGGAAAGAUUGAAGGAACUUAUACCACUGGGAUCAGAGUGUACCAGGCACACUACUCUUGGUUUACUCAAUAAAGCCAAAGCACAUAUUAAGAAACUUGAAGAAUUGGAUAGGAAGUCAAUGUACCAGAUUGAGCACCUGGAAAGAGAACAUCGUUUUUUAAAGAGGAGACUGGAACAGCUACAGGGUCUGCCAGAGAAUGAACGACUACGAAUAGAUAGUAUAGGAUCUAAUGUCUUCUCUGAUCGUUCAGAUUCAGAACGAGAAAUUGAAGUGGAUGUUGAGAGUACAGAAUUCUCCCAUGGAGACAUGGACAAUAUUAGCACUUCUAGCAUCAGCGACCUUGAUGACCACAGCAGCCUCCAAAGUGUUGGUAGUGAUGAAGGUUACUCCAGCAGCAGCAUAAAGCUGUCCUCAUCCAUUUAAGGAAGACCCUGAAGCUACUGCAAAUAUGCCUGAGGGAUCACAAUGUGACAAGCUACUUCAGCUUUGGACUUCUGUGAGGAAAAAAAUAGGUUAAGGACAUGUGCUUGUACUACAAUACUCAUGCACGAGGCACUCACCUAAUACUGAGAUAAAUUACAUCGUUUUGAAGAAAGAAAUAGCACAUAGUGCAUAGGAUUGUGGGUACAAAGCAACCACUGUUCAGAUGGUUUCUUUAUGUAUCCACAGAUAAUUCAUUAGUGUCAAUUCACUUGGAAAAUACAAGCCUUUAUUAAUAAAAAUGCACUUUUAAGGUGAAGGGCAUCUUGAUGUGUAGCCCAGAGUUGCAAUGUAAUUUGAACAAUGUUGGUAAGCUUGGCUUUCUGAUGGAUUGUUUCUAGCCUGCACUUGGAGGUCUUCGUUUCCUUUACAACUGCAGAUUUUACCUCUGUGGAGACCUCACCAAAUUGUUUAAAGUCCAUUUACUGUAAAAAAAAUACUAAUUACCCCAAAUAGAAAUGGAAAAACACUUUACCAAAUUGGUAAUUUAUGGCUGAUUUUAUUUGGUGUAUUUAGAAAAAAACAAGAGGUGUAUCUUGCACCCUUGGAUUCUCCAAGUUUUAUGAAGUUAAAUCAUAGGGACAUUUUUUUCAGUUUUUGUUUGUGCUGAUGUUGUGCCUUCUAAGUGUGCAUUGUGUCGUCAUGAAGUUAGUGUCUCUGUUAUCUAUUUGUCCCUGCAUGUAUCAGAGCAGCUUUUAAAAAAGUACAAUCUUUAUUUCCUUUGCUUCCUUCAACCUUAGUUCAUUCUAGAAUGGCCUGAUUACUUGACCUCCUCAACCCCUUCAGAAGCAAUUUUGAAGCUCCCAUUACAAAUGAAGUUGAUAAUCAGCUUUGCAAUAGAAACCUAUAAGCAUUAGUAUCUGAUUUAGCUUUUCCUGUGUGUGCACACUGCAGUACAGUUAAUGGUAUUUUUAUAGAGAAAAGAAAGAAUUUAUUGUUACUAUGGUUAAAUCCAGUGUUGGUGUUACCUACAGCAGAAUUAGUAGUAGAUUCAGUACUAUGGCUUGCAUAGAGAUUGUGUUCAACCAAGUUGAAAACCACUAGGGACUAUUAGGCAGAGGGCUUGUCUGCAUUUGUAUUUAACUUUUGCCUGUAGCUGAGCUUAGCAAUUUUUAUUCGGAGAUAUUUCACUUUUAGUUUUGAAAACUUUUGUGCAAGUCUUGAUUUCAUCUCUGAGAUGUCCUUCCCCUGAAAGUCCAUCACUGCUGUAUAGCCUGCUGGAUAAAUUGUGUAUCAGGAUAUUGCAGUUAAGUUGCACAAUGUUUUAACCAUUAAAAUUUGACAAAGUGUCAUGGGGAGUACACCUUUGAUUUGACAAAUGUGUCAUUGAUGAGAAAAGGUUCAGAGCUUGAUAGAUGCUUUUCUAAAAUCAAUCUAAAUGUUUUGGGAAAAAUAACCUCUCAAAAGUCAAAUUCUGUUUUCAGUUGAUUAAAAAGCACUUCCACAUAAUCAAUUGUAAACUGCCAUUAUUCAGUUUUUCAGAUCAAGGACCUUGGGAGUAGCUAAGGUUAUUUGAAGAGUUAAUAUAAACAUUUGUUUAUUCUGAGCUUCAACAUGAUUCCAAAUUUAUGUAACAAAUCAAUUACAUUUUUCCUGUGCUUAUUUCUGGUAAAUUUUGGAAUUUAAAAUUAGUACAUUAAGUAAUUCUGGUCACCAUUUGUUUGCCUUUUUUAUAGGUUCCAGUUUUGACUGGGCUUAUAAGAAUAUUUACAAAAGCAAAGGUGAAAUACAUCAAAUUGUAUGAAAGGCAGGUAUUAAUUGCAUGUGCUUUCCAUUCAGUUCUAAACUAAGGCCUUUCAUUUGAAGGAAAUGAAAAUUUACUGUUUUCAUUGAACUUAACAUUUUAAAACAGGGAAAGUUUGGUUCUGGUGCUAUUCAGUGUUAGCUAUUUGGGAAUUUCAAAAUUACAUAAUUUGAAAUUGCUUUGCUAUUUGGUAAUGUAUGUUUAAUAUACUUAACAGCCUCGUGCAGCUUAGUUACCAAGUUCAUAUGAAUAAUGCACAAAUCUGGCAGCUCUGCAAUAUAUUUCAUAGCCUGAUCACUUAUUUUUCUCCUUUGCCUCUUUUCUGAGAAGUGAGCAGAACAUGAAUGUAAAACAAGAGGCAGCUUUUUCUAAGACACUCAGCUACAAAAUCCUGUGACUAAUUGAAUGUGAACGACCAAUUCUAGAGUAACACUUAAUAUUCACCAGCAACUUCCACGUUUACACCAUGAGACAUAUCCUAUAGAUAUCACCUGAUUCUGAUGACAUUUAUGACCAAAUCUUUUAAAAUUGUGAUUCUUUCAUAUGUCAUAAUCAUCUUUAAGUGUAGAACUGCUCAUCCAAGUUGUGCAGUGGCUUAAUCUUAUUAGAAGAUAAUCUAGCUAUGCCUAGUAGAUUCACUAAAGUUCUGGUUUUGAUGUUGAGCAAUCAAUAAUGCUGCAGUGUGCUUUGUCAAAAAACACUGUGUAGCUGUUACACUUAAAUAUGUAAAUGCCCAGUUCCUCAAUAGACCACUCAACCAGAUAGUAACUGUACACACUCAAACAGCUGGAACAGGAAUCUUCUAAGUAGACAAAGAUUGACAGCAAUAUGGAAUUCACUCAAAUGAAUAUUGCUGAAAAGAGAUCAAUGUUCAUUGUUAUAAGUUAAGAACACAAAAUCUUAAUGAAAGGCACAAUUCCAAAAAAAAGCUUUGUAUUUGCUGGAUUGUUUUUAGCACUGCCACUGUUGAAGUUUGAAUAUAAUGUACAAAAAUGUGUGAUGCCUUUCCCUUUCCUUAAAGCAGCAAUAGCGAGAAAUAAUUACAUCGGUUUAUGUCAAAGAAUUAAACUGAAAAAGAAACUGCUGGUGUCAAUUGGAAUUCAGUAUUCACAAUUGAUAAUACGAUCUUCAUACUCGUUGACAAUAAUUCUUCAUAAUGAAUUUUUACUUUGGAUAGUUAUUUUGGAACAACUUUUCACAUCUGUUAAAAUUUAUUUUAUUUAUAAAAUGGUAUUGCUAGUUUUACAGCAGGCUCGCCUAUGUAGAUCCCAUGUUAUUUACCACCAAACUGCUUACUGUGCCUGAUUAAAUUAAAAAACACAAACCAUUUCUACUCACUGAAAAUAGGCCAGUCUUAGUUUAGUACAUUUAAUUUAUUAUGCUCUUCAUGUCACAUGUAGUAGGUUGGUUGCAGUGCUAAUUAAUAUUACAAUAUUACAUAAAUGGUGUAUUUUCAGGGCUGAUGUGUAUGACCCUCAAUUACAGCAUUGUAAAGGAUCUCAGUAGAUAGUUCUCUCCUUCCAGAUUUCACCUGUAAGCUUUUCUCAAUUUCUGCCAGCUGUCAAAUUAUAAUGACUGAAGAAAUCUGUACAUAAAAUACAUUAUAGCAUUUUCCUUAAUACAGUUUUUUGUUCCUACAAAUUACCUUCCAGGUUUUAUUGUAGAGCUGUAUUUUUUUUUUUGCAGAGAAUGCCUGAAAUAAUAAAGAAUAUACUUUUGUUCUUUAAAGUCUGAGAGCUGUAACACUGAGAAUUGGUCCCGAAUUUAGCCUGGCGUAGUAAACCAAACUAGUCUCAUUCUGUAUUAGGCGUAAGAUCAAAUCUAUUACCCCAAUGGCAGAUGCCCAUUUUAAUGAAGGAACAACUUCUCUCAUUCAGUCCAAGUUAUUUAUCAAGGUAUGUAGCUUUAAGUAUCUAAUGUUAUACAGACCCUCUCCAGUGCUCAAUAUACUGCUUUUAUUAACUCUCUCUUCUACAUACAUCUAGUUGAUUAUAAUUAAAUGCA